AAGAGCCACUCACAGAGCGGGUCUCCCCUGUGAGAUGCGACUAGCCCAGGAGGCCAGAGCCCAGCGAGCCCCGCGGCCGGAGUUCCCGAACCCGCAGGUGCUUCCGGGUGCCGGGAAGGAGGAGGGAGCAGGGAGGAGCGCUCGCCCGAGCCCCGUCCCGCCUCCACCCCGCGCGCAGCGGGGCGCCGGGUCUCAGGUUCUCCGGGCUGCGCCGCAACGAUGCGGACGGCAGCAGGCGAUAAUGCGUACUUCCAGAGGGGCAGUCUGUUCUGGUUCACCGUCAUCACCCUCUCCUUUGGGUAUUACACGUGGGUUGUCUUCUGGCCUCAGAGUAUCCCUUAUCAGAGCCUCGGGCCUCUGGGCCUCUUCACUCAGUACUUGGUGGACCAUCAUCAUACCCUCCUGCACAAUGGGUAUUGGCUUGCCUGGCUGAUUCACUUGGGAGAGUCCUUGUACGCCAUGGUUUUGUGCAAGUCUAAAGGCAUCACGGAUGGUCGGGCUCAACUACUCUGGUUCCUACAAACUUAUCUCUUUGGAAUAGCAUCUCUCUCCAUCUUGAUAGCUUACAGACCAAAACGCCAAAAACAAACUUAAAGAAGAUAUCCAAAAGCUUUCUUUACACUUUUGACAUUCAACUUCACUGUUUUGGGGGUGGGGGAGAUGCUGGGGGAUGCUGAGUUUACUUGAUCUUUCUCCUUUCCAGAAAUUUAAGACCUUCUAGUUAUUCAUUAUUCUUUCAUACGCUCUGGUUGAGCUUGACUAGAUGAUAGGAAAGGAUUUAAGCUUCCCAGUUCUGCAGACUAACCUGUUUGGCUGAGGGCUUCCAAGCUACCUGCUUGAGGUCCUUGGCCAUGUUGGUGCUCCUUGUAUCAUCUGGUUUAAGCUGUGUACUAAAACUGCUUGUUGGUAUAACUUUGCUCCCACCUUCUGACUAAGACACCUUACCCUUACCACCCCAUCUUAGCUCUCCUUUCCCCCAAUUUUUUCCACCUUUCUGAACCAAGACAGAGUGACAUUUCCCCAACACAUCAAUUCCACGUACACUAGGCACCUGGGAAGCAGGAUCUUAUCCUCUCCGACUUCCAUUUCUCACACACCAAGAAAGAUAAGAUAAGCAAGUGCCUGGAAUGGGCCAGGCCGAGCAGUACCCUAGAGGCACAGAGGACACGCUGAGUACCUAGAGGAGAGGAUCCGGAACGCCUUCCCUGAUAGAGCCAGCCAGAAGCCAUCCUGCCCUCCCCUCAGCCCCGAGGACACAGCACUGUGGUGUGCAGGGGUCUGAUGGCCACUGCUAGAUGGCUGUUUCCGGUCAGGACCACAUCUUAGCUUGAUUUUUGUUUUCAGCACAUGUGCCAUUGCCUUGCACACAGGUGUUCUGUCAGUGUUUUCUGAACCGCAGACCGAAACUGAAUUAGCUUGCCAUUCGUUCAGUAUCGUUCCAGUUGUUAUCUGGAAACUGUAGAACCCACUCAGUGUAGUCUCUUCUCAAAGAAGAGCCCAGAACUGCCCUUGAUUGGUGGUACCCCCUUCCUGUGGGUCCCCUGGUAGGAAACCUGUGUCUUUUUCACACCUGCCUAUUCUUAGUCAUUUUCUCCAGACUCUGUAACAUCUCCCUCCAGCUCCAGCUUACUUAAACACAGACGUUCCUGAGCCAGAGAUCCUAACUGGAAGCUAGUGACUACCUCUCCCAUUCACCUGACUAGACCUUUUUCCUAGUGACUGGUCAGGGCAGGAGGGUCACUGACUGUGUCCCCUGACCUUGGCAGAGUGACUGUCACCUAGGAGCCAUUAGGGCUCCUUUCUUGGAGGACCACCUAGGCAGUCCCUAGUUCUCUAGGGACUAGACCUUAUUUUCCUUCUAUGAUGCAGUAGGGUACGUUCUCUAUGUUAAGCAAACAUUUAUGGGAGAGACAGCCCCUUCGCCCCAAAAAGAGACCGCAAGUAAAAGUACAACCCUGAAUGAUUAUGGGCUAUGAAUUGUUUCUGGUGGAGAUGGUUCCUACAAACUUAUCUCUUUGGAAUAGCAAAAUCUUUUUUUUUUUUUUUAAAGAUUUUAUUUAUUUAUUUGACAGAGAGAGAGAGAUAGCGAAAGAGGGAACACAAGCAGGGGGAGUGGGAGAGGGAGAAGCAGACUUCCCGCUGAGCAGGGAGCCUGAUGCGGGGCUCGAUCCCAGGACCCUGGGAUCAUGACCUGAGCCGAAGGCAGACGCUUAACGACUGAGCCACCCAGGUGCCCCAAAUAAAUAAAAUCUUAAAAAAAAAAAAUAUAUAUAUAUAUAUAUAUAUCAAGGCUUUUUUCAUUGAUAAUGUAGAAUGCCCUAAUUGUAGGGCAUAUUGCCCCUCGUUAUGCUUAUAGAGCUGCCCAGAGCCCACCUCACUCCACGCACACUGAGUCAUGGGUGGACAUGAGUGUCUCCUUUCAUUGUAGGAUUUGUCUUCCUUUUGUUUUUAUUUAUAUUUCAUUCAGCAUCUGAUACAGUCAAUGCAGCAAGUGAGAGGAGCAUUUUUACUUUUUAAAUGCCAAAAGUAUAAAAUCCUAUCAUGACUUACAGCAAAUGGUGAGGGUCAUUUUAUAGCCCCAUAAACUGCAUCCCAUCGAGGUGAAGUAACCCCACAUCACACAGAGGCCAGACUCCAACUGGAUCUUGUGUUUCUCCCAUCCUCCGCAGCCUAGGAGCGUAGAAGUUAAGUCUGUGAAGCAAAAAAGAACAGAAAAAUGGAGACAUCGUCUUCGUGCUGAAGCUAUAAUGGUGACAUGGGAGAAACAUCUUUGUUGAGUUCAGAUGAGAAAAAGCCAGAAGCCUCUCGAUGGAAGCAACCGUGGAAGGCAGACAAACUAUAAACAGUUUUCUUACCUCCUGCCCCUACCCUGAAGAUGUCAGGAGCAUGUAUAGUUUGGAAGAACAAAAAAGGACUCCUGGAAAAACCCACAACUAAUGACCUCAGCAUUUCAACAGUAACAGGCCAGUGUGCAGUGUUUCCUCGUAAACAUCCCGCUUGUUCAGGACCCCAUGCAAUCCACAUCUAAACAUGUUUUUAAAGCCAUGGUUUUAAAACAAGGCUUGGGCUUAAGAGGUCAUGUUCCAGAUGUGUAAAGAGGUUCUUGAGCAAAACAACUUGUUUUGAGAGCCCUACGUAUUUGCACGGAGGGCCUGAAAACAAACAAAAAAGUUGGAGAACCUGCCGUUGAGAUUAGAGAACACAGUGCAGUCACAUUUUUAUCUUUGCCUGGGCCCUUCCUGGAGCCUUGUUAAUCAAAGCUCUUUGGUUCGCAUAAAUAUCAUUUAUCCCAUUACUUGAUUGGCACAGGCAAAAAGAUGCUAGUGGGGCAGCUGAGUAAUAUAUUUGUAAAGGUGUGAGACCUCUCGCUGCAAGACUGCUUAUCCACAUCAAAUUGGGAAUUAACUGUUCUCUCUUUAUCAGUUCUCUCUUUAUAAUUACAGAGACUGUAAUUAUUUCACAUUUCUCUAUGAAGAAGAGAUCUAUCCUGAUUCCACAGUGGGCACUUGAAAAUCAUAUUCAAAAUACUGUAUAUGUAAUUUCUUCUUUUUAAAUUUAUUUGUUAGCAAGAAUGCACAAGCAGGGGUAAGCGGCAGGGAGAGGGAGAAGCAGGCUCCCCGCUGAGCAAGGAGCCCGAUGGGGGAAUCCCAGGACCCUGGGAUUAUGACCUGAGCUGAAGGCAGACGUGUAAGUGACCGAGCCACCCAGCUGUUGUCUCCCAUAUUUGUAAUUUCUAUAAACAUUUUAAGAUGGCUCCUAAACUUUUUAAAUAGGGUUGAGUAUAUCGAUUGUCUUAUUUUUGUUUGCAGUGAAUCAUGAAGGUGGAUUAGGGAAAAUGUCUUUGGCACCCUGAUACUGUUCAGGGAAAUGUUUAUGACAGUGUCAGGGGUGGGAGAGUCUGCGUCAUAUGUAUGAAUGGAGGUCUCGAUCCUUGGAUUCCCAUGAAAAGAUUUACGUGGGGCUCCAUGCUCCCAUAAAGACAGCCAGCAGGAAAGGAGCAAGCACCGAGCAGUUUAUUUUUUUUAUUUUUUAUUUAUUUAUUUUUAAAGAUUUUAUUUAUUUAUGUGACAGAGAGAGACACAGCGAGAGAGGGAACACAAGCAGGGGGAGUGGGAGAGGGAGAAGCAGACUUCCCGCUGAGCAGGGAGCCUGAUGCGGGGCUUGAUCCCAGGACCCUGGGAUCAUGACCUGAACCGAAGGCAGACGCUUAAUGACUGAGCCACCCAGGUGCCCCCACCGAGCAGUUUAUUAAUGGGAGAGGAAACAGGUACCUCGGAGUGUUUGUUUAGGAAUUGGAUAUUAUUGGGUCUUUCUGGGCUGGGAAGAGCUGUGAAGUACAGUGGGGUGGUCUUUAAAGGAGGCUUCCUCCAAACUUUUGCAAAACUCCUCCCACAGGUUGGGAGGGGAAGUUUUUGACCCUGCAAGCUUGGUCCCAGAAUGGUCAGGGCAGCCUUUCUCCAUGGAUGGGGCUGUACUUGCAAUGCAAAUGAAUUAUAAUAAGUCUAGGGGUUGCCCUGGGGCAGAGAUGGAAGAGGAGAGCGCAUGUUCUGCAGGUGUGGCUCUUGAUCUAUCAGGUCCAAGGUCUUGGAAGCCACAGGUUGGGAUGGUUGAGCUCCCAGGCUUACAAUGUGUAGCAUUUUUUAAAUCACCGUCCCUGCCUCUGGCUCUAGUCUCUAUCAUUCCCCUUCAAGGAUUGGGAUUCUGCUUCAGGGCGUUUUUUCCACUGCUCAGAUCUAGCUUCUAUCUAACAAAAGAACUUUCACUUUUUCUUUGUACCAAGCUGUUGCACGAGAUGUUCCUAGUAAACAGAAAUUCGUUAAUAAAAAUUGCCACUAAAA
Messenger RNA from Mirounga angustirostris (Northern elephant seal), 4838 nucleotides. It is a transcript of the gene TMEM254, whose product is annotated as transmembrane protein 254. Lineage: Eukaryota; Metazoa; Chordata; Mammalia; Carnivora; Phocidae. The transcript is spliced from 4 exons. The record is from RefSeq and is a predicted model, not a curated record. The coding region runs from base 220 to 594 and encodes 124 amino acids.